Molecule: messenger RNA, 2924 nt
Organism: Colias croceus (clouded yellow)
Lineage: Eukaryota; Metazoa; Arthropoda; Insecta; Lepidoptera; Pieridae
Product: leukocyte receptor cluster member 8 homolog
Exons: 5
Coding region: 295-2460 (721 amino acids)
Cellular component (GO): nucleus
Source: RefSeq, a predicted model, not a curated record
UUACUUUGUAGUUUGUGGUUGUGCUCUUGUGCUUGUUGGUGCUUGUGAUUUGAAAUUAAAUAUAGACUUGGAUUCAUCUUUUCAUUUCACAGGAUACGAGCUGUGGUAUUUUAAAUUUUCUUUAUUUUUAAUAGAUUGAAAGUUAUCACUCGGUGCAUAUUGUGUCUUCGUAUAGCGUGGUAAUUACCUAUGUAUUUCAACAGCACUACUUAAUUAUAGUGACGUCAUUACAAGUCGCCAUUUUGUGCAAGGUAUUUUCAUCUGUAUUCUUAGGACAGUCGUUAAACAUAAGCUAUGUCUGAAAAUACAUCUAAGGAACCGCCCUUGCAAACUAUGAGUGGUAUGCCUCCAAACCACAAUCCAUGGAUGUAUGGUUUAUAUAAUCAUUAUAACAGUUAUCAAAGCGGAAUGUACCCGCACUUCUAUAAUCAACAAUAUUUCAAUCAAAUGGCAAACAACGGUGGAUUCCAUAACGAAACACAAUUCCAGCCAAGUAAAGACUCUAAAUCUGAUUUCGGCCAUAUGCAGUUUUCAAAACCGCCACCGCCGUUACUAGGAAUGUCUCCACUUGACACAAAUCGACCUUAUUUUAAUCAGUCGCCUAUCAGGUUUAAUCUUAACAGCAAUCGAAAAUCGACGCCUAUUCCUCCCACCGAAAAUCCGCUUUUACUGAAUCACAAUAAUAACAACAACAAUAAUAAGAAAAAGCGUAAAAAAGGAAACAAUAAAAAUACUGGCGACAAUGAUACUUCCAUGGUACCACCUUUGCCCGACCACCCUCCACCAUUACCGCCUUGUCCUCCUCCAGACGAUCUUCCCAAGCCACCUCCGCCUCCUUUAGAUGUCCCAUUGCCUCCUCCUAUAGCAACUGAAGAUAUUCCAGAGCCUCUAGGUGAACCUAUAGACUCAAUAUCUAAAGAGGGAACAUCUGAAUUUAUAUCCAACAGUGAUUCCUCAAAUUUUUUACAAUCAUCUUCAAUUCAAACAUCAGCUGGAACAUGGCCGGAAAGUUUAGAGAGGUAUAUUAAAAGAUGUUAUGAAAAGUGUAAAACAGGUUUUGAUCGUGAUCAAAUAGACAUUUGUUUAAAAGGACGAAUUACAGCAGCAGCUAACAAAGAAGAGAUUUGGACCCGAAACUGGGAUGAAGAACCUAUACCUAGUGUUCAUAGCGAAAGGGAUAAUUUGCAAGUAAAGCCAGUUCAAGGAACUUUAAGUUUAUAUCAAAAAAAUGAAAAUACUCCACAAAAUAAUAAACUUAAGCAAAUAUUGGCAGCAAAAGCAUUUAGUGCAACAAAGAAUACGCAAAGGAGGAGACGUCAGCUAUCACAUAGUAGGUCAAGGUCUCGGAGCCCAUCUAAAAAAAGGCAUAGUACCUCAUCUGCUUCUGGUGAUGAAGUUGAAGAUAAAAAGAUUUUCAAAAGCAAAGGUAAACCGAAAAUUAAGGAAAGAUUGUCAUUGGAUUCAAAGAAAAAUGACAAGUAUGCAAAAAAAGCCAAAAAGGUAGCGUACAGUGCAUUUCAAGUUGAGGAUGUACAAGGUAAUGCGGAGAAACUGCAGAAGAGGGCAGAGAGGUUUGCUAAUAGCCAUGUGCCCUCUAUUGCAAGCUCAUUACAAGUAAAUCCUAACAAACUUGAACCAAGUCCCAGGAGACCAAUUUUGAUGGAUACAGAAGGAGAUUAUGAGAUUAAUAAUAUACAUAUAGUAGGUACUUGUUUAGAUAUUGAAAAGUCAUUUUUAAGGCUAACAAGAGCACCGGAAGCAUGUGAGGUUCGGCCUGUUUCUGUUUUAAGAAACUCACUUAGGAAUGUUAAGGACAAAUGGAUAGAGAGACAAGAUUAUAGAUAUGCAUGUGAUCAAUUAAAAUCUAUAAGACAGGAUUUAACAGUACAAGGUGUACGGGAUAGUUUUACUGUAGAGGUUUAUGAAACUCAUGCUAGGAUAGCAUUAGAGAAGGGUGAUCAUGAGGAGUUUAAUCAGUGUCAGACUCAGUUGAAAAUGUUAUACUCAGAGUUACCAGAAAGCAGAACUAAUGCUGCAGAAUUUACUGCAUAUAGGAUAUUAUAUUAUCUCUUCACUAAGAAUACUCUGGAUUUAACAACAAUAUUUAAAUUUUUAACUAAAGAAGACAGAGAAAAUGAUUGUAUAAAACAUGCUUUAAACACAAGGUGUGCUUGGGCGACAGGGAAUCUGCACAAAUUUUUUAUUCUUUACAAGACAGCACCUUUAAUGGCUGGCUACCUCAUGGACUGGUUUGUGGAGCGUGAGCGGAAGCAGUACCUCAAAUACAUCAUAAAGUCCUACAGACAGAGUGUUCCUGUGGAGUUCAUCACAAAGGAGCUGGCAUUUGAGUCAAGUACUAAGGCCUUUGAAUUUUUAAAUCAGUUUCCUCUUUCGUACACUGGCUGCGACCAGACUCAAAUUGAUUGCAAAGCCAGCCUGCCAGCUAUUGCAAAUAUAUAACAUUUUCUGUUUGACAGCCGUCCUGUUAUAGUAGAAUGUUGUUGUGUGGUUAUGUAAAACUUGCAUAGCCACAGGGUCCAGUUUUGUGACGUGAUACUACUUCCAGAUCACGUUAUUAUGCACCUUAUUUUGCUAGGCUGAGGCAGCGAACCUAUCAUCAUACUUAAUUUUUAAGUUACACAUCUGAAGAGGUUGGAUGCAGAUUUUGAGAGAUCUGAGCUUAUGAAGAUUUGCUUCUGCUAUACCAGGAAAGAAUUAGUUAUUGAAGAAAGUGGUUCAGUGUAAAGACAUUUUAAGUGCUAUAAACAUUCACAAGAGGUUUAAAGUAUAUUUUAGCAAAUGGACAAUAAGUGUAAAUUAUUUUGUAAAUAUUGAUGGUCUUGAUUAAAUCUUUUAAAAUAAAUAAUUCAGUAAUCAUUGAUUGUAAGAUAGUCAUAUUAUUAAAACAUUUUGGUUAUUUUUUA